Molecule: messenger RNA, 1716 nt
Organism: Naumovozyma dairenensis CBS 421
Lineage: Eukaryota; Fungi; Ascomycota; Saccharomycetes; Saccharomycetales; Saccharomycetaceae
Product: MFS transporter
Exons: 1
Coding region: 1-1716 (571 amino acids)
Biological process (GO): transmembrane transport
Cellular component (GO): membrane
Molecular function (GO): transmembrane transporter activity
Source: RefSeq, a predicted model, not a curated record
AUGUCGGAACAAAUUGAUAAAUUAAAUGAACAGGAAAAAGUUGAUAUAACACCAAGAUCAAGUGACGGAUAUACACAUAAAGUUAGAUCAUAUCAUAACGACGAUGAUGAUGAAAGUGUAAUCAAUAUAUCCGAUAUCAAUCCAAAAAAUCAACUAUGUCAAACGAAGUCAAAUCAAAAUGAGCCAGAUAUCGCAUCUCCACCUUAUUCUCGAUUUGGUACAACAGAGAAAAUGAUCUUAGUGAUACAAUGUGCCUUCACUGGGUUCUUCUCUUCCAUUGCCGGUGCUAUAUAUUAUCCUGUCUUAUCUGUAAUUGAAAACGAGUUUAAUAUCACAGAAGAAAUGGUCAACAUUACAGUGGUAGUUUAUUUCAUUUUCCAAGGUAUCGCACCAAGUAUUAUGGGUGGUUUAGCAGAUUCUAUGGGAAGAAGACCAGUCGUUCUAUCAUCAGUCUUAGUUUAUUGUUGUGCAUGUAUUGGUCUUGCAUGUUCUCAUACUUAUGCACAAAUUAUUGUCUUAAGAUGUCUUCAAGCUGCUGGGAUAUCACCAGUUAUUGCUAUCAACAGUGGUAUUAUGGGUGAUAUUACUACGAGGGCAGAAAGAGGUGGGUAUGUUGGUUAUGUUUCUGGUUUCCAAGUUAUCGGUUCCGCCUUCGGUGCAUUAAUCGGUGCUGGUUUAUCUGCAACAUGGAGUUGGAGAUCUAUCUUUUGGUUCCUAGCCAUUGGUUCCGGGGUAUGUCUAGUUGCAUCUAUAAUUAUCUUACCUGAAACUAAGAGGACAGUUGUUGGGAACGGAUCCAUUAUGCCUCCAAAUAGAAUAAGCAGAGCACCAAGUUUAUAUUUCCCACCUUUGAGGAGGAAACUUCAUUUAGACAACCCGGAUUUAGAAACCAAAGAACCACAUAUUAAUGUAAAUAUUUUUGCUUCAUUCAAGAUUUUAACUAUUCCAGAAGUUACCAUAUUAUUAUUUGUCGCAGGAUUGCAAUUUUCAACUAAUACGGUACAUCAAACUGCAUUGUCCACUGUUUUAAGUAAAAGAUAUGGGUUAACAGUUGCAAAAAUUGGGUUAUGUUAUUUACCUUCGGGUAUUUGUACUCUGAUCAGUGUGGUAACAUCAGGUAGAUACUUAAAUUGGAUUUAUAGAAGAAGAAUGGCAGCACAUAACAAAUGGAUAAAGGAACAAGAAGCCGUAUUGCUCGAACAAAACAAUCAUGAUAUUGAUGCGGUCAGAGAGAUUAUAGCAACAGACUCUAAAUAUACGUUCAACAUUUUCAAAGCAAGAUUAGAACCGGCAUUAGUAACAUUAUUGUUAAGUGCUUCUGGGUAUGUUUCGUUUGGUUGGUGUAUAUCAGUGAAGGCACCAUUAGCAGCAGUUCUUGUUACCAGUGGGUUUGGAUCAUUAUUUUCCAAUUGUAUUUUGACAUUCUCAUCUACAUUGAUUGUUGAUCUUUUCCCAUCUAAAUCUUCCACUGCGACUGCCUGUUUAAAUCUUUUCAGAUGUUUAAUGUCAGCUAUUCUUAUCGCAUGUUUAAGUAAGAUGUCUAUUGCAAUGACAUAUGGUGGGGUGUUUACAUUUUUAGGUGCGUUAGCCGCUUCGUCAUCUUUAUUACUUUUAUUCCCAAUAAGACAUGGUAAAGCUCUCGCAUUGAAGAGACGGAAGGAAGAAGAAGCUUUGCUUAUAAGUAAAAAUGUUGAUUCUAUUAAAUCACCAGUUUAA